AUGAACGAAGCUUUUGAAAGGAAACACGACAGCGAAAGAAGAAUCCUUAUUGACACUGGGGAGCCAGCUACUCCUGAAUAUAUUGGCUGUUUAAAGCAGGCGCUUUCAGAGUUCAGCAUCUCAAUUCAAGAAAUUUUAGUGACACACUGGCAUCAUGAUCAUAGUGGUGGAAUACCUGAUAUCUGCAAAAACAUCCCUAAUGACUCUGAAUAUCGCAUCUGUAAGCUUCCUCGUGUCCCUCACCAUGAAGAAAUAAUAGGAGGAGGACAUAAAUAUUUUUAUCUUAAAGAGGGAGAUGUGAUACAGACAGAGGGAGCCACGCUCAGAGUUUUAUAUACGCCUGGACACACUGAUGAUCAUAUGGCUUUACAUCUAGAAGAAGAAAAUGCUCUAUUCUCUGGUGACUGUGUUUUAGGGGAAGGAACAACAGUAAUUGAAGACCUGUGUGAUUACAUGAAAACUUUGAAAAGGUUGUUACAAAUGAAACUAGAUUUAAUAUAUCCAGGUCAUGGUCCAGUAGUACGUGAUGUGAAUGCUAGAAUCCGAGGCUACAUUUCUCACCGAAUUGCACGUGAACAGCAAAUUCUAAAUGUUUUCCAGAAGAAUGCUGGAAAAUCAUAUACAUCCUUGGAGCUUGUAAAAAUAGUAUACAAGGAGAUCCCUGAAAAUUUACAUCUAGCAGCAGAAGUUAACCUCCUAGUCCACUUGAAGAAGUUGGAAAAAGAAGGAAAAGUGUUACAUGAGGGGUCUCCCAGCUUCAGAUGGAGAAACAAUUUAUAAGUUCUGCAAGAUUGCUCAAGAAUAUUUUUAAUCUGCACAGUUGCUGCAUGAAAAAAUAUAAUGAUGAGCUCAGACGAUAUGUGGAAUAAAAACUAAUUCUUCUUUCUUUUUUUUUUUUUUUUAAGUGGUAACAUGAUUUUAAAGCAAUGUUACAGUCGGUUAACUAAUGUUUUUCAUAUUCUACUUUAUGGGAAUUUUAAAAAUAACCUGAUAGGUACUGAGUUAAUAAAAUGGAAUGACUGCGAAGAAAUGAAUGUUACCUCUGUUAUAAAAUACCCAGCUUUAUCAUCAGUGGCAGAAGACAAAUAGCAAGGUCUUAUAAACUUAAUAUUACAAUAUUAUAAAGCAAUAUUAUAAACUGAAUAAAUCAGAUCUAUAAAAAAUCUCUAGUAAAAAGGCUAGAAAAGGUGUUAUUCUAAGCCUGUUUUCAUUUGCUUGUACUUUUCAAAAAGUGAUUUUCUAGUAAGUUAUCUGUACAUUUUAAAAACCAAGUUAUUUUUGUUAACAGAUAUAAAUACUGGGGUUUAUAUUCCUUUUCUAAUUUAGCUGCCAGUGUGCAUUUUUGCUGGUUGCUCACUGCAAUAGGUUUUAAUGAAUGCUGAAAGUAAUUCCAGAUUUCUCUGUUUUCUGGUGGAAACACCAUUUCUAUGGAAUUCAUCCAAAGGAUUCCUUAAUUUUAACUAAUCAAUGUCAAAAAAUGCACAGAGUUAGAGCAGACUCUUAAAUUCCUUAUCUUAUAAGAUUCUGCAAGAAUGUGAUUAAAAAGCUGUAUAAAUUGAGAUAUGUAAUACACACCACAUGAACUUAAGUUUGUCUAUCACUUUGUAACUAACAAGCUUCAAGUUUUGUUGUUAAAUCCAUUUAAACUACAAAUAUUUUAACUAAAGGUUGUAUUUGAUUGUAAGAUACUGUCUAGUGUAUAAGUACAAUGUUUGAAGAUUAAUUUAAACUGCAAGUUCAGUUCUCUGAAGCUUAAACUUUCAGAAUAGUGUCUAAAUAUUUGCAUUACUUUGUGUAUUCAGUGUGUGAAGUUUUUAUUAUUUAUGGACUUCUUUUAAUGCUGGCUCAACCUUAAAAAAAAAAAAAAAAUCAGAUAUGAGAUGUUUGAAAGUACCAAAGACAAAUAUAUGUCCUUGAAAAUCCUUGAAAACCUUUCACCAUUCAAUCCUGCACCGUCAUUUGUGAAACAUGCAUAUGUUUGGGUAUUUAAGGCAUGUCUUAAUAAUUAUUUUAUGAAGUUGAUGGCAUCUGUUCUGAUCAGCGGAGCCAAAUCCAAUACAAAAAUACUCGCAAUCCAAAACUGAAACCAUAUUCUGAAGUAGUAACCAGACCCCUGAAGAGGGGAAACAAUAACUUUCUGCUCCACAAAAUGAUGCUUUUGGCAAACUUCAUUGAUCUGGUUUUUGGCCACGUCAUUCCUCUUGCUCACUUUUAACUUUCUGUGCCGUGCCAUUUUGGGGUCUUUUCCAGGUCUCCUAGUUUUUCUUCCUUUUUAUAUUUUCUGUUUACUUGCAUUUUUCCAUUUCAGCCACUUUUUUUUUUUUCCCCUCCUCCCACAAACCAUAUUUUUUUCAAUUCCUUUUGGAUUGUUUCUCUCUUCAUAAUUACUCAGAAGCCUUCACGUGGACUUCUUGCCAUUAAUAAUAAUUGUUUUCCUGUAGCUACUUCAUGAAUUUAUAGUUACCUUUUCCAUUGUUAGGAAUAAAAAGGUAAUUAUCGCUGUUUUCUUUUUUAAAAAUGUCAUUCACAUGCUGUGAAUGAUGUCAUUUUGCUUCAGGAAAACAGAAGGAUCGGAGAAAUGAGACAAUUUUCUGUCAUGAGGUCUGAGAACCUAAGCCAGCAGGAAACUGGUAUGAAGAGGUGAUGUCUCGCUAACUUUCUGAGCUAAAGAAGAAAACUACUGGCAGGCAAAAUGUCACUGAACCAUUUUCAUGUUUUACUACACUUCAUUUUUAAAUACACAGGAAUAGCUUUAGAAUUCAGUUAAAGCAUCGUUGGGACUUGCAGGCAGCGAGGAAAGUGAGAGGAUACAAAUGGGAGAAUUCCACAUCUGCUGCUGUGCUGCAGCAAAUGCCUGACAUUCUCAAAAAAUGAGGGAAAUUGCAGUUUAACCAGACUUGUCAUUAAUGGUCGGGUAUGGUGUCUCUGCAAUAUUAAAAGGAGAGAUUGCACUGUUACUAAGAUGUAUAUACAAUAAAGGAUACUUAUAUCAGCUAUGACAUGUU
Pygoscelis adeliae (Adelie penguin) is the source of this 3005-nucleotide messenger RNA. RefSeq names its product lactamase, beta 2 (gene LACTB2). The record is from RefSeq and is a predicted model, not a curated record. Gene Ontology annotation, molecular function: single-stranded RNA binding; RNA endonuclease activity. Bases 1 to 780 code for a protein of 259 amino acids. Gene Ontology annotation, cellular component: mitochondrial matrix. The transcript is spliced from 8 exons. Lineage: Eukaryota; Metazoa; Chordata; Aves; Sphenisciformes; Spheniscidae.